AUGGAUUCGGACGACAAAGUCCACGUUGUGGUCUCCAAAGACGGUUCUGAACAGGCGAUUGAAAACGCCGUCUCAGAGAAGCCGGAUGAUGUUCGACGCGAUCGUCAUGGAUUUCCUCUUCUCCCCCAGCCGACUCGGUUUCGCGACGACCCCCUGAACUGGCCCUCAUGGCUGAAAUGGCUCGUGCUCCUCCAGGUUUCAUUCCUCGCCAUGCUGGGGCCGUUCAAUUCGGCGGUCGUCAACCCUGGAUUGGUGCCGCUCGCAAAGCUGUUCCACAUCCCUGUCGGCCAGGCGUCGUACCAGACGACCUCGGUCAUCAUCUCUGUGGGCAUUUCGCCAUUGUUCUGGACACCGCUGGCCAAUGUCUAUGGGAGACGACCGGUGUAUCUAAUCUCAACCCUCAUCGGAAUCGUUGCCACGGUCGGUAGCGGCGUCGCGAAAACAUGGCAUACUUUGAUCAUUGCUCGGGUUUUUAGUGGCGUUGGCGUCGGGGCAGCGAUGGCUCUGGGUGCUGCUACCGUCAACGACUUGUUCUUUCUGCAUGAGAGAGGCUUGAAGAUGGGCAUCUUUACUGUCUUCUUGACCAACGGGGCCCAUGUUGCACCAGUCAUCGGGGGCUACCUGGUACAGACAGCCGGGGUUCGAUGGGCAUACUACUUCCCGGCCAUCGUCAACUCUGUGACCUUUGUGGUUAUGGUCUUCGCCAUGCCUGAGACGCUGUUCUCUCGCUCCGAGAAGGUGCUCGCACAGCACGAAGAGAGGACCUACAUGCAGAUGCUCUUCAGCUUCCGCAGAAACGCGCUCCGAGACCGACGAGUCCACCUGCGAGAUUUCGUGCGACCCUUUGAGAUGAUGUACUAUCCCUCAGUGUUCCUGACGUGUCUCUACUACAUUGUCUCGUUCGCCUUCUCCUCCAUCCUACCAGCAGUGACAGUCGCCAUUCUGUUCACCAAGAUCUACCAUUUUAAGACCGGCGCUAUUGGACUCAUGCUCGGCCUCCCCCUGCUGAUCGGCUCGGCUCUUGGGGAGUUUCUCUCCGGACCCUUUUCGGACUGGUUCAUGUACCGAUAUGCGAAGAAACACGGAGGAGAGAGAAAGCCUGAAGCCCGACUGCCCGCGUCUCUUGGAAGCCUCCUGCUCUGCCCCACAGGAAUCAUCAUCUACGGCGUCUGCCUGUACCACAAGACCCACUGGAUGGGCCCUGUGAUGGGAAUGGCGAUCGCCAGCUUCGGCCUGCAGCUGGUGACCACGGUCAGCUAUGCCUACUGCAGCGACUGCUACAAGCCGCAGUCGGGAGAGAUCAGCAGCCUGUACAACUUUUGGCGGCAGACAUUUGCGUUUCCUCUCGGCUUUUACGCUCUCCCGUUCGCCAACGAGAUCACCAUCCAGUGGGCUUGGAUUACCCUUGCUCUACUAACGGCGGUGACAUCCAUGGGGAUUGUUGUUCUGAUAUUCAAGGGUGAAGAGUGGAGGAAGCGCAUCGGGCUUGAUACGGCAUCAGAGAUCUACAUACCGUGGUUGACCGGGUUCAAUGACCGGCUACUUACGAAUGCCAGGGAAUAUCAGCUCAGAUCGCUGGUAGACCUCAAGACACGAAGCAAUGUUGGAAUUGUCAGCGAAGGUGUGGAACAGGUUCAACAAGCUCCCUACUUUGACGACGACGACGAUGAUGAUGCCGCCGCCGCUUCCGCCGCCGAUGUCACAAUCCAGCGCAAAGUUACAAGCGUCCAGACGCCCCUUUCCACUAGUCCGUCAGAACCUCAAGAACCCGAGGCGUUCUUCGGAGAGUCGUCGACCUUCGCCUUCGUCUCCAAGGUUCAAACGACGAAUGCACCGCGACAAGGCCUCACGCCCGCGAAUAAGCGCCGCCGCCUAUCGAGUUCGCGAAGUUCUCAGACUCACAGCCUCGAUCCCGGCCUGACUCCCCGAGACGGCGAGGACACGUACGAACUUCCCUCGAAAGAUCUUGCAGACAGCCUUGUGGACUUGUACUUCAACCAUGUGCAUCGUCUCUACCCCUUUGUUCACGAGCCGAGCUUCAGAACCCAAUACGAACGAAUGUGGACCAGCGACGGGGAUCACUCUGACACGAAAGCCACCUGGCUGGCGGUUCUCAAUCUCAUUUUCGUUCAUGGAUGCGAGUUUCAUGAUCCCAUCGAAGGGAGAAGCGCCUCACAUUCGGCCACGCGAUUUCUUGUCCGGGCUCGAAACAUUGUGUUUGCGCAUAUCUUCAAGGAAGGCAAUUUGGAGCUCGUCCAGGCCCUACUUUUGAUGUGCCACUACCUCCAAGGCACUCUGGAGCUGACUGAAUGCUGGAGCCUGAGCGGACUCAUGAUCAGAACCUCCAUCAGCAUCGGUCUCCAUCUUAACCCUUCCCCCGCCAUGUCGGCGGUUGAAAGAGAAGUCAGAAAACGCGUGUGGUGGGGUUGCUUCGUGAUUGACCGGACUUUGAGCAUGAAAUUUGGCAGGCCGCCUUCCAUUCCCACGGGGAAUGCGUCAGAUGUCGAGCUUCCGUUGCCGGUCGACGAUCAAUAUAUCAUGAAUGACUCGAUUACACCUCGACAGCCUGCGAAUCGUCCGUCAUUGACGUCCUUCUUCAUUCGGACGAUCAAACUCGCACAUAUCAUCGACAGCGUCCUCCUCAAACUCUACUCUUCGUCGACAAAACCGUGGACUUCGACGGUGCCGUCUCCUAACAAGCAGGAUCAUUUCACCGAGAUAUUUGGUCACUCGGUGCUCUUGGAUGGGGAACUACUGUCCUGGUGGAAUGGCAACCCAUCCCAUCUGAAAGAGGAGCCUGACUAUCCGGAUGGCCCUGAUUUCCAGCGACAGCGUAAUGUCAUGUACAUUCGGUACGCCAGCCACUACAGGACUAUCGAAGGAGUCACUGACCUAGUGUGCAGGUUUCUGAAUGUCCGGCUAUUGCUCCAUCGCCAGUCAUUUCUGAUAUUCAGUCGACAAGAAAUCGAAGACAGUUUCCACAGAGACGUUGCCAUUGCCUCGUGCAACCGUUGCAUCUUGGCUGCUCGCGAGACCAUCAGGGUCAUCUACUCUCAGUAUCGUCGGGGCCUGCUGAAUUCUCUGUGGUACAAUCUCCACUGUAAGACACCACCCACGCACCCUGACUCCCGACUAAUAUCUACAGACGUAUUUACUGCUAUCGGAGUGCUCUUGACAUUACAGACGAUGGAAAGAUGGAAGCUAGAAGCGCUGGGUCAGAUCGGGCUGGACGAAACCCUGGAGCUGGGCAUGGAAUUUUUAAAGGUAGCCAGCAGUACCAGCACGCUGGCAUCGAGGUAUCUGAUCCUGCUCGAGCGCAUCCAGACUCAAGCGAGUGGUCGGGAGACUCCCCUUCCCGGCCAGCCCUCCAGUCAAGGCCAUCUAACACAGCACCAUCCGGAUAAUUCGGACCCGGCAUUGCCGCCGGCAGACAGGACUCCCUUGCAGCGACCACACGACGAGGGUCAAUUGAUGCUCAGCUCGGAUCUUAUCGACUUUGACGACUUGCUUUUUGGAACUGGUCUUCCGAGGGAUCUUCUUUCGGCUGAUUGGUCCGGCUUUGAUCCCCUAUGA
Messenger RNA from Fonsecaea nubica, 3573 nucleotides. RefSeq lists its product as hypothetical. NCBI's taxonomy places the organism in Eukaryota, Fungi, Ascomycota, Eurotiomycetes, Chaetothyriales, Herpotrichiellaceae. Gene Ontology annotation, biological process: transmembrane transport; DNA-templated transcription. Gene Ontology annotation, molecular function: zinc ion binding; DNA binding; transmembrane transporter activity. The transcript is spliced from 6 exons. The record is from RefSeq and is a predicted model, not a curated record. The coding region runs from base 1 to 3573 and encodes 1190 amino acids.